This is a messenger RNA of Rhopilema esculentum, 3043 nucleotides long. Its product is annotated as aarF domain-containing protein kinase 1. Lineage: Eukaryota; Metazoa; Cnidaria; Scyphozoa; Rhizostomeae; Rhizostomatidae. Gene Ontology annotation, cellular component: mitochondrial inner membrane. Gene Ontology annotation, biological process: lipid homeostasis; mitochondrion organization. The record is from RefSeq and is a predicted model, not a curated record.
GUUCACCUUUAACGACGCAAAAGACAUUGAAAUAGACGACGAUGAGGACCUCUCAGAUCUCACAGCUAUUUCAGAUGCUUUCACUGUCAAGCUACAGAAAAAAGAUUGCACAAAACCACAGUAAAAUGUAGAUCAGAAGGCAGGAACGUGUUUUCACAUUACAGUACAAUUCAACGAUCAGAAUUGUGGCGCUUUCGGUUGCCAGCAAGAAAGGUUACCCCUCUCAAAAUGUCAAAAAUGCUCAUUGUUCGAGGUGUGGAGUAUGCCAGCACAUGUAUCGUUGUGGUUGCACCGACGUUCGGGGAAUCCCGUGUAAGCAUAUCCACGCAGUCCACAUGAGACAGCCAAAUGGAAAUGAAGAUCAGAGCUGCAAAAAAUAUUUCUAUUUCUGGAAGCCUGGGAAACAAGACAAAGAUUUUUCUGUUAGGUGUUCAACAGAAUGUACCUUCUUUCAAGAAAGGCUCUUGUGAAAAGAAAUGCUGUUAUACUCGGAGCAAGUUUAGCUAGCAUUGGAACCGUUUUUGCAAGUGUACAACCAUCAUUGCAUGAAGACAUUGAAAAAAAGGAAAAUGAAGUUGAAGGAAGAUUUGGAACUUUGAAAAAGACACCAUCAUUUAAAUUUGUCAAGGAAUUGGUUGAAAAUACUGGACUUGUUCGAUUUGGCAGGGCUGCGGUUUCUGUGCUGUCAGUAAUAAUUGACUACAAAUACCUUUUUUGGAAAUAUGAAGCUAAUUCAGAAAUUUUUAAAACAGAAAAGUCAAAGUGUCACUUGAGGUCUGCAAUAAGGCUCAGAGAUUUGUGCUGUAUGAAUGGAGGCAUUUUCAUCAAAGUAGGACAGCACCUUGGAGCACUUGAUUAUCUCCUUCCGGCAGAGUACGUGAAUACCAUGAAAGUUUUGCAUACGGAUGCUCCGCAGAGCUCAUUUGAGGAUGUUGUGCAAGUGGUGGAACAGGAAUUUGGGCGUUCAUAUUGUGAGCUAUUCAACAGUUUCUCUGAGAAGCCGGUCGGGUCAGCUUCACUUGCGCAGGUUCACAAGGCAGAGCUAAAGGAUGGUCGUACGGUUGCCCUGAAAGUGCAGCAUAAAAAUGUAUUGGCGCACUCUCUUAUUGAUACAGCUACGCUUGAAUUUUUAGUAGCAGUUGUGAAGAAGUUGUUUCCAGACUUCCAGUUCACGUGGCUUGUUGAAGAAAUAAAACGAAAUUUACCCCUUGAACUUGACUUUUGCAAUGAAGGAAAAAAUUGUGAAAUGCUUGGAAGGAUGGUUAGCAGAUUUCCUUACUUGAAAGUGCCUAAAAUUCACUGGGACUUAACGACAAGAAGACUGCUGGCUAUGGAUUUCUGUGAAGGUGGCAGAAUUGAUGAUUUAGAGUUCAUUGAAAAAUCUGGUUUGUCAAAGAUAGAGAUCUCCAGUAAGAUUGGCCAACUUUACAGUGAGAUGAUAUUUGUCAAUGGGUAUAUUCAUUGUGAUCCACACCCAGGAAAUAUUCUCGUUUCGAAAAACAAGCACAACGAGGCAGAAAUUAUAAUGCUUGACCAUGGUCUAUAUCAGACGCUGACAGACGAGUUUCGAGUGACGUAUUGCAAACUUUGGCAAGCACUGGUCCGUGCAGAUGUGGAUGCCAUUAAGCACCACAGUGACGCCCUCGGUGUUGGAGACAUGUACGGCCUAUUUGCCUGCAUCAUAUCAGCGAGAUCUUGGGAUGCAAUUACAUCAGGCAUAGAUAAAACGUCAUUUUCCAAGCAAGAGAUGAAAGAGAUCCAGAACUUUGCAGUCAAAUACAUACCUGAGAUAACGGAGAUACUGAAUCGCGUACCAAGACAAAUGAUUUUACUUUUAAAAACCAACGAUUUGCUACGAGGAAUUGAUUCAAAGCUGUCAGCAACGAGGUCGUUUGUGACAUUGUCCAAGUGCUGCUUGCGUGCAGUUAAGGAAUAUGACUUAUCAAAUUGCAAUGGUCUUUUUUGCUGGUUUAGUGUUCAGCUGCGAGCGAAAGUUGACGAAAUGAGAAUAACUUUGUACCAAAUAUCAAUGUCUUCUUGUGCUAACCAGUUAUCAGGCAUUUUGACGUUAUUUAUUUUCCCAAUCAGGAAAAUCGCUAGGUUUAUUUCAACAAUUUUCAUCCUAUAGAAUGUUCCACAAGAAAUUUUUACUUACCAAUUGUAUUUUUAUGUUAUAAGGAAAAACAUUUGUAGCUAAUUCUCAAAGAUUUCCAUUUCUACAUAUUUGUUACAUAUAUGAUAUCUAAAAGAUAUUAAAUUGAUGAAUUUGUACAUAAAACGUAUUGGUCAGACCAUGUUAGUUUUAUUUUUACUGACAGUCAGCCAAACUUGAAAACAUUUUCAAGGAUGUGAUUUUCUUUGCUGUUAAAUUUACAUUGGAAAUCAGAAGCACAUAUUUCACGCAAGUGCUAUCCAUCAUCAGGCCAAUGAAACAGAAUUUCGAAAGCUUUCGUGAAAACCUAGGAAAAGGGUGCAAUGUUUGUCUUCAUACUCUCUUUGAGGUUUCAGCUGUGUAAUCAUAAUUUCUAGUCUCUUUGGCAGCACAAAAUAAUAGCAUUGUCAGAAAAACACAGACAUAACCCCUGAAUGUUACAUAAAAGGUGUCCUAAAGUGUGUCAGUGACAAGAGUCUUUGAAUUAUUAAAUUAAACAUUUUCAAUUGAAAUCAUAUUGAAAAUUGUACCAAAGUAUUUUCUUUAAACUAAAAAUGGGUCUGAAAGGUGCAUCAGAUGUAUUAAAUUUGCAAAUAAAUAAAAAAAAUCAAGGUUUUAGUCCUGCUCAAAAAAUUGACUAGCUUGUCCAAAUAAGGGGGUUACUCUUUUAAAUCAUUCCCUGCGUGCAGUGUGUUUGGUCCUGAUCCUGGAUUGAUUUCCUGCUAAAAGUUCUUGCCCAACUGACACACUUUGCAUUUAUUAUUCAAAAGACCAGCCUAAUAUCGUACAGCAUGAAAAUACAACACAGUCAACUGUACAAGAAAACUGCCGCUUAGCAUUCCGGUUGCGCAAGACCCUUUAAGCAAGUAUUCUAGCAUUUAAAGGACAAGU